AUGGAUUUGACACCAGUCCUAGUUGAAACAUGGACUCUUUACGCCAUAGGGUCUACUAUGAUCGGAGCGAGAGUGUUCGUUCGAACAAGACUGGUUGGAAUCCAAGGUUACGGCCCUGAUGACUAUCUCGUCUGGUUUACUUGGCUGGUAUACACCACAGUCUCUAUAAUUGCACAUGUUUUCUUAGUCCAAGCUGGAGGAAAGCAUACAUCAGUGUUGACAGACGAGCAACGGGCGAGUUUACCUUUGGACCAAUGGAAAGAUUGGGAAUAUGGCUCGAAGCUCUUCACAUUCGGCUUCCUAAGCUACGCCACCAUUGUCUGGAGUCUGAAGUUUAAUAUGCUCUUUUUCUAUCGGCGGCUCGUUAGAGGGCUGCGGAUAGAGCGAUUCAUUCUUCCAGCUUUUGGAUUCGUCGCUGCAGCUGGAAUUGCUUCUAUCCUCACAUUCUGCUUGGCAUGUGUCCCUUUCACCAAGUUAUGGCAAGUGUAUCCAAACCCAGGAGGCCAAUGCUAUCCACAAAACCCUGUGACGUUUUACACUGUCGCAGUUUUGAAUGUCCUUACAGAUAUGUGCAUCAUUCUCAUUCCCAUUCCGAUGGUUUUGCGCGUCCAAGCUAGCGUCAUGCGCAAGAUUGGUCUACUGAUGCUCUUCGGUCUCGGCAUGUUCUGUAUGAUUGCGGCAGUUGUCCGUGUCGUGCUUAUUUUCAAGCUAAAACGCCAUGGUGAUGGAGCCCUAUGGUCUAUCCGUGAAGAUUUUGUUGCUGUUAUUGUCGGCCAGGCACCUUUGGUCUACCCGAUCACGAAACCCCGAUUCUGGAAAAGUAUCUUUGGUGGUGAACAAUACCAGGACACAAGUGAGAGCCAUAAGUAUAACAACAGCAGCGGAUCAUCGAAAAGAAAGGUCAAAGACCCUUACACGAUUACUCAGACGGAGCUUACCAUGGUUGACAAGUCGGAGAGCACAGAGGAGAUCAUGAAAGUGGAGGACCAGGACAAGAUGGACGGCGGAAUCCUUGUACAAAAGACAUAUAAUGUUGAUGUUGAGAGCUCAAGAACCGAGUCCGGUCACGAAGACAAGAAAUACCCAGGUCAGGCGUUUUAG
Messenger RNA from Microsporum canis CBS 113480, 1101 nucleotides. RefSeq lists its product as hypothetical. Lineage: Eukaryota; Fungi; Ascomycota; Eurotiomycetes; Onygenales; Arthrodermataceae. Bases 1 to 1101 code for a protein of 366 amino acids. The transcript is spliced from 5 exons. The record is from RefSeq and is a predicted model, not a curated record.